UCAAACUGAGGCACUGAGGAUCAACCCAGCCCAUCCCAGCACUGGUCUCAGUGACUGGGCAACGUGCCCCCCAACCCCCAUCAGGCCCUCCAGGGAGAAGCAGCCGCAGAUUGGUUCUGCAGACGCUCAGCUUCUGUUUUUUUGGAGAUCUCCUGGGGGCUUGCAGGGCCUGAGUCUGCACCACAGGGGUGACUACUCACCUGACACCUCCAGAUAACUGGCCUCCGGCAAGGGGGGAACCCCUCUGUGAGGUUAGCAAAGGGGAAGCCCCACUUCUUUGCCUGAAGUCCUUAAGAGCUAAGCCAACAAAGAGCUAAGAGUGGACAAACUUUGACAAGCACCAAAAGAGAAUUGAGAACAAAUAAAUCAGAAGAAAGAAGAGGAAAAGCAAAUGCUAGAACGUCCAUGGCUUUUUUUUUUUCCUCCCUGCUGUCGUUCCAGCUGUAGCCUGGGAUUAAUUAAGUGCUGUGAACUCAGUGCCAGAGAGAGGAGGGGAAAAAAAAUGCAUUCUAUCUCUAAGGAAGGAGUACAGUAACAGUUUCUCACCAGUGAGAAACCUAGGGAAGUGAGUCGCUCUCCUCGGCAGUGUUUGUGGAGGGCCUGAGGAGACAGGGAGGCUGUGCCAGACUGGAGGAGUCUUGUCUUUCCGAAGCUGGAAAGGAUCUUACGGAGGUUCGCCUUUCCCUGCCUGGGAAGAAUUUCCCCUGUGGUAGCAGCAGCAGCAGCAGCAGCAGCAGCAACAGCAGCAGCAACAGCAGCAGCAGCAGCAGCAGCAGCAGCACCACUGCCUCCUCUUCUGGGGCACAAGACAGAAUGCCUGUGCUAGAGCGCUAUUUCCACCCAGCAGAGCUAGGCAGGAGGUGGACAGGCCCAGAAGGUGUGCUGCCCUCCUCCCCGGGAAGCCGGCCGGGGUGCCAGCAGGGGCCGCUGCCCUGGGACUUGCCAGAGAUGAUCAGGAUGGUAAAGCUGGUUUGGAAAUCCAAAAGUGAGCUGCAGGCGACCAAACAGAGAGGCAUUCUGGAAAAUGAAGAUGCUCUCCGCAGCUUUCCAGGAGAUAUACGACUAAGGGGUCAGACGGGGGUUCCUGCUGAACGCCGUGGUUCCUACCCAUUCAUUGACUUCCGCCUACUUAACAAUACAACAUACUCAGGGGAGAUUGGCACCAAGAAAAAGGUGAAAAGACUAUUAAGCUUUCAAAGAUACUUCCAUGCAUCAAGGCUGCUUCGUGGAAUUAUACCACAAGCCCCUCUCCACCUGCUGGAUGAAGACUACCUUGGACAAGCAAGGCAUAUGCUCUCCAAAGUGGGAAUGUGGGAUUUUGACAUUUUCUUGUUUGAUCGCUUGACAAAUGGAAACAGCCUGGUAACACUGCUGUGCCACCUCUUCAAUUCCCAUGGACUUAUUCACCAUUUCAAGUUAGAUAUGGUGACCUUACACCGAUUUUUAGUCAUGGUUCAAGAAGAUUACCACAGCCAAAACCCGUAUCACAAUGCUGUUCAUGCAGCUGAUGUCACCCAGGCCAUGCACUGCUACCUGAAAGAGCCAAAGCUCGCCAGCUUCCUCACACCUCUGGACAUCAUGCUUGGACUGCUGGCUGCAGCAGCACACGAUGUGGACCACCCAGGGGUGAACCAGCCAUUUUUGAUAAAAACUAACCACCAUCUUGCCAACCUAUAUCAGAAUAUGUCUGUCCUGGAGAAUCACCACUGGCGAUCUACAAUUGGCAUGCUUCGAGAAUCAAGGCUUCUUGCUCACUUGCCAAAGGAAAUGACACAGGAUAUUGAACAGCAGCUGGGCUCCUUGAUCUUGGCAACAGACAUCAACAGGCAGAAUGAAUUUUUGACCAGAUUGAAAGCUCACCUCCACAAUAAAGACUUAAGACUGGAGGACGCACACGACAGGCACUUUAUGCUUCAGAUCGCCUUGAAGUGUGCCGACAUUUGCAAUCCUUGUAGAAUCUGGGAGAUGAGCAAGCAGUGGAGUGAAAGGGUCUGUGAAGAAUUCUACAGGCAAGGUGAACUUGAACAGAAAUUUGAACUGGAAAUCAGUCCUCUUUGUAAUCAACAGAAAGAUUCCAUCCCUAGUAUACAAAUUGGUUUCAUGAGCUACAUCGUGGAGCCGCUCUUUCGGGAAUGGGCCCAUUUCACGGGAAACAGCGCACUGUCGGAGAACAUGCUGGGUCACCUCGCGCACAACAAGGCCCAGUGGAAGAGCCUGUUGCCCAGGCAGCACAGAAGCAGGGGCAGCAGUGGCAGCGGGCCCGAUCAGGACCACGCAGGCCAAGGGACUGAGAGCGAGGAGCAGACAGCGCGGGAAGGCGACAGCCCCUAGAGGCCGGCCCAGCUCAGACGCGGAGAGGAUGCUUUCCUCCGGCAGGGACCCCAGAGGGCAGAAGCAGCGUGGAGGGGCCCUCACCCAGCAGCCCAGCCAGUUUCUGGGUGUUGUCCUGGGGCUCUUUGGAACGCCACCUUCCUCCCACUUACCUGCCUCCCCUCC
Mandrillus leucophaeus (drill) is the source of this 2496-nucleotide messenger RNA. It is a transcript of the gene PDE7B, whose product is annotated as phosphodiesterase 7B. The record is from RefSeq and is a predicted model, not a curated record. The transcript has 12 exons. Gene Ontology annotation, molecular function: 3',5'-cyclic-AMP phosphodiesterase activity. Lineage: Eukaryota; Metazoa; Chordata; Mammalia; Primates; Cercopithecidae. Bases 814 to 2331 code for a protein of 505 amino acids.